GAAGAGAAGGUGAGGAAAGCACUGCUGGCGAUGAUCGAGCUGGACGUGGACUGCGCGUUGUUUGACAGCGCUGCCGUGUGGUCAGCGUUCUGGUCCGUGGACGCGGAAGUUCGGGCGUUUGCGCAAGUGUCACGAUGUUCCCGCUGCUCCGAGCUUAUUUAGAUGCAAAAGACCGGCUUUUCAUUCUACCACUCAACUCACCGACUACGGCACAAUCACGAUGAGUGAUAUUGACAACUUUGGCACCGUCCCCUC
This is a messenger RNA of Phytophthora infestans T30-4, 255 nucleotides long. RefSeq lists its product as uncharacterized. The transcript is spliced from 2 exons. NCBI's taxonomy places the organism in Eukaryota, Oomycota, Peronosporomycetes, Peronosporales, Peronosporaceae. The record is from RefSeq and is a predicted model, not a curated record. The coding region runs from base 31 to 162 and encodes 43 amino acids.